This is a messenger RNA of Peniophora sp. CBMAI 1063, 849 nucleotides long. The record is from the annotation of a GenBank genome assembly. Lineage: Eukaryota; Fungi; Basidiomycota; Agaricomycetes; Russulales; Peniophoraceae.
AUGGCCAUCGACUGGAAUGACCCAACCACACUUGCUGAACAGUACCUUGCCUUCCUCAAAUCGCACUAUACUGUUGCCACUGGGUUCUAUCUCUGGGAAGUGGUCAAUGGCAUACCCUUCGAUUGGCACGUAGUGAAGAGGGAAGGCACGGAGGGCAAAAAGCAGACAGUAUCAGCUCUCUUCACUAAAUCGGUAUACCUGGCAUGUCGCUACCUGACGCUAGCUUCUGUGAUAUCUGCCGACGCUGGCUUUGGUGCCACGAAAUCCUCCCAGGUCAACUGCGAGGUUUGGAUGCGUGCGACCAUGACGUUCUCUUAUCUGAUCUUCGAAUUGGCCUCCAUCCUGAUUGCGAUUCGAGUUAUCACCAUAUGGAACAGACAUAGAGUCAUGACUGCCCUGUGCGUCGCAGGACUGGCGCUUCAACUAGGUUAUUAUAUUCGCGAGAUCGUACGGGAAGAAGCCAAGUGGGACCCAACUAACGUGACCUGUCUCGUUCUGUCUGCUCAAACAAAUCGACCGACAGUCACGGUGACGCUCGCGGUAGACAUGUUCCUCUUGAUUUCGAUGCUCGUGGGUUUAUGGAGAUGGAGAGAUGCAAGCUGUGGCCGCGGGUUAUGGUCUUUGCUUUGGCAGCAAGGUCUCAUUUGGCUUGCCGUGGCGACACUAGCUGAAAUCCCAACCGUCGUCUUACUAUGGCUAAACCUCAACCAGGCUAUGGACGUAAUAUUCUUCACGCCCGAGAUGAUCAUUGUCGUAGUCGCAGCGACGCGGAUGUAUCGCAUACUUUGGUCCUAUGAUCCGGCUGCAUACAUCAGUACGCUUGGGCUCGAGCGCAAUCUUCCGACGUAG